AUGGGAGAGGAGCCGGCCUGCUGGAGCCGGAGGGGAUCGGAGCAGCUGGCUGCCGCUGAUAGGGGCGGUCCAGCGCUACCACACGCGAACCGCGACGCGGCCGCACUGGUGCUGCCGUACUGGCGUUCGGGCAUGAUGCUGAUGGGAUACAGCUUUAGUCUGCUUACCCGUUGGCCGUGGCCCGAGGUAGACGGCAGAGCAGCUUCCGUGAACGUCUUCUGGGAUCUGGUGACCGCGCGGGCCGACUGCGACUUGGUGGCCGCGCGUGUCUGUCGCGGCUUGGUGGCCGCGUGGUGGCGUCCCGACCCGGCGCUCGUGGCCGUCUUCUACCCUGCCGCCGCUGAGCGCGGGCCUCCUCCUGCGGCCGUCGACUCGGAGCGCUGGCUGACUGUGCCUGUGGCGCCGCCGCUCCCGCCCGACGGCUGUAUCUUCCUGCUGGAGACGUCGGGCCGGCGCCACAUCACCCCGCGCGAGUGGUGCACCGUUGAGUCGGCGGCGUCCGCGCACCCGAGCAUGCUCGUCGUGUUGCUAGCCGCAGCGCCACGCCUGCGCCGCUCCGCGCUCACCGACCGGCUGCUGGAGCGCAACAACAUAAUCCUGGCUCGGCUCGACUUUGGGUCGCUGUUCGCCGACACGCUGUUCGAGCGGUGGUACCAGAGUCGCGCCGUGCUGCGGUCGCCCUGGCCGGCGGUCCACAUGAGCGACGCGGUGCGCGUUGCAGUGCUGUUGCACCACGGCGGCAUCUACCUCGAUACGGACGUAAUUGUACGCCGCUCACUGGCCGCGCUGGACGAUGGUGCAGGCCUGGAGUCGGAGCGAGCCGUGGCGUCGGGUGUGCUCAAGUUCAGCCGCGACUCGGCCGUGCCGCGGCUGCUGGCAAGCUGCCUGACAGAGGGCUACGACCCGUACAACUGGGGACACAACGGGCCCGGCGUCGUCACCAAGGUGCUCAUCGAGGGCUGUGGCCUCCGAGACCCGCCGCUGACGAUCACCCACUGCGGAAACUACACCAUCUACGGACGGCAGUGCUUUUACGCCAUCCCAUGGGAAAACUGGAGCCUGUUUCUGGAGCUGGACGCGCGGGACGCCGUGUUGGAGCGCGUGAACGCUCGCACUUGCCUGGCCGAACAGUACUGCCCCUGGUCGCUGCAGCAGGGCGGGGCCGACUUCUAA
Pollicipes pollicipes is the source of this 1173-nucleotide messenger RNA. RefSeq names its product lactosylceramide 4-alpha-galactosyltransferase-like. Gene Ontology annotation, molecular function: alpha-1,4-N-acetylgalactosaminyltransferase activity. The record is from RefSeq and is a predicted model, not a curated record. Gene Ontology annotation, biological process: glycosphingolipid biosynthetic process. Lineage: Eukaryota; Metazoa; Arthropoda; Thecostraca; Pollicipedomorpha; Pollicipedidae. The transcript is spliced from 5 exons. The coding region runs from base 1 to 1173 and encodes 390 amino acids.